Messenger RNA from Manihot esculenta (cassava), 609 nucleotides. RefSeq names its product carbamoyl-phosphate synthase large chain, chloroplastic-like. Lineage: Eukaryota; Viridiplantae; Streptophyta; Magnoliopsida; Malpighiales; Euphorbiaceae. Gene Ontology annotation, cellular component: cytoplasm. The transcript has a single exon. The coding region runs from base 1 to 609 and encodes 202 amino acids. The record is from RefSeq and is a predicted model, not a curated record. Gene Ontology annotation, biological process: L-glutamine metabolic process.
AUGAACUGCCAGUACGCUAUCAUAGCAGUUGGGGAGAUUUUUCUGCUUGAGGUAAAUCCUUGUUCUUCUCGUGCUGUGCCGUCUGUUUCCAAGGCAAUUGAUUGUCCCUUGGCUAAAUAUGCUGCUCUUGUUAUCCCAGAACAUGUGGCUGUCAAGGAAGUAGUAAUUCCAUUCGGAAAGUGUCCAGGCUGUGAUGUGUUUCUAGGGCCUGAAAUGAGGAGCACUGGCGAGGGGAUGGGUAUUGAUUUCAUGUUACCUAUGGCAUUUGUGAAAUCUCAAAUUGCUACAGGGCAGAACCUACCACUUUCUAGCGCUGUGUUCAUCAGCUUGAAUGACUUGACGAAACUGCAUCUUGAAAAGCAUGUGCAAGCCUCUUCAGGACUCGAGUUUAGGAUUAUUUCAACUUUAGGGUCAGCUCAUUUUCUUGAUUUAAAGGGAGCACUUGUGGAUCGAGUGCUGAAUACGCACGAAGGACCCCCACAUGCUGCUGAAAUGCUUGCUAAUGAGCACAUCCAGUUGAUGAUGUUCACAAGCUGUAAUACCCGGCUAAACUUUGGAUUCGGAAAGAAUCUCCAUCGGAAUCUGGGAUAUCGAAGCUGGAAAUUUUAG